Malus domestica (apple) is the source of this 741-nucleotide messenger RNA. Its product is annotated as mitochondrial zinc maintenance protein 1, mitochondrial-like. The record is from RefSeq and is a predicted model, not a curated record. NCBI's taxonomy places the organism in Eukaryota, Viridiplantae, Streptophyta, Magnoliopsida, Rosales, Rosaceae. Gene Ontology annotation, cellular component: mitochondrial matrix. Gene Ontology annotation, biological process: mitochondrial respiratory chain complex III assembly. Gene Ontology annotation, molecular function: protein folding chaperone.
AACAGCUUUACUGAAAUAGCCCAUCAUAUUAACUAAAUUUGAAGGAAAAGAAAAGUAAAAAUUGACAAAAACGACAUCGUGCUUGGAGAAAGUACCAGCAGAGCAAAAGACGGCCCGAGAGGACUGAGAGGGGCGGAGCUGCGAGUCUGAGAUGACGAGAGCACAAGUACUGAACGCGUACAAAGCUUUGCUACGAGCGACGCGGAAGUCCUUCGCCGGAGACGUGACGAUGCUGAACGGCGGCGCGGCGGCGGAGGUCCGCAAGAAGUUCGAAGAGAGCAGGCACGUGACGUCAGAGGCGGAGAUCCAGAGUCUCCUGGAUCAGGCAGGCGAGGCCUCCCGUUUCAUCAGCGAAAUGAUCGUCCAGGCCAAGCUCAAUUCCCGCGGCGGUUACGAAGUGAAGCCGGAUAAAGUUCAUGCGGGAGCAACACUUGAGGUUCCUUCCGAAGAGCUUCUUCGCACCAAGUCUUGACUCGAGCGAUGGCUUCUGCAAAUGUAUGGCAGCGUGCUCACUGCUUUUUUGAGGGUUCAGGUGCUUUGGGGGGUUUUGUUCCAUUUGAUUGCCUACCAAGUUUUCAAGAAUUAAGUUAAGUUGAACAAUUUUGUUCGUUUUGGUUAGUAAAUGUAAUAGGAUUUUGGAUACAUAAUUUCUGAACGGUCUGUCAUUCACAAUAUCUACAGCGGAAGAAUGCACAAAUAGAACCGUUACAAACUUUUAAUAAAAAUUCUAUUGUCGAUUUA